Messenger RNA from Acanthaster planci (crown-of-thorns starfish), 1598 nucleotides. RefSeq lists its product as uncharacterized. The record is from RefSeq and is a predicted model, not a curated record. NCBI's taxonomy places the organism in Eukaryota, Metazoa, Echinodermata, Asteroidea, Valvatida, Acanthasteridae. Gene Ontology annotation, cellular component: Mis6-Sim4 complex.
AGUAAGUUGGACCAAACAUUAACAAUAUUAGUUGGAUCAUGGUUCAUUGGUUGACAUCGUUUAGUAACUCUUUCGAAUUUGCAGGUCAUAUUUUUAGAAGAAUCUUUCCUUCCCGUCUGGUAACGUAAAAGUUUCAUAACCCGGGUGGUUGUCAUAUUUGUUUUCUCUUCGAAUGGCGCAUUCAAAGAAGCAGAAAUUAUCACAACUUCCAUCUGAAGAGGAUGAUGGGUCUAUUCAAGAAACCACACAACUGCAACACACCACAGUGGCAACCCCUGAGAUAGAUGUCAGCCUCGUUGAUCGAAUGAAAAAGCGUUUCAGUACCCGAAACCCCACAGCAUCAGAUACCAACGCUGCUGAUGCCAGCAGCACCAAUACUGAGCUUGAAACGUCAUCGACGGCCUCAAGUCAAUAUCUGACGACAGGGGAGGAAGGACAACAGAAAGGUACUUCCAAGAGGAAUUCGCUGGGUCGGAAAGUGGUCCAAAUUGACAAGGUGUUCUCACCCGAGGCGAGCUCCGGCAGGGUAUUCCAAAGUCCGACCAGGUUUCCCAGGAGAGAGUCAGGCUUGGCGGCCUUGUCCACCAUGCUCACGUCAGCUAGCAGUGAGUCUGACGAUGCUACACAGACAGGGACAAGGGGUUCUGCCAGCAAAACGAGAGGUAAAGCAAAAAGGCACCGGGGAAAUGACCAAGGAGAGGAAAGGAACUCGCAGUCUUCCAGUGAGAAAUCAGCAGAUGAUCCAGAUCAAAGGAUUCUCUCCUCAUACCCAAGUGAGUGGCCAGGCCCAGCAGAUGAAGGAAGUGAGGAAAUGGCUGAAAGAUAUGCAGCUCUCCGAGCGAGACUGUUUACCCUGAGUGGAUCGCUGUCGGUUGCCAAGCAGCAGUGUGAACAGUACAAGGCCCUUGCUGAUGCUUUGCAGGGAAUCAACACAAAUCUGGAGAAAUGCUCAUCAGAGGACUUACAGGAAGAGGUGAAAAGAACAGGAGACCUAGUGUCAAAGAUACAGCAGAAGUUGGAGAGCCGAGAUCUGACGAGAGCAAGCCAAGAGACCUCAGGUGACAGUAACCGCAACAACGGUGACAGCGCCCCUCCAACCAGUCCAGCACACCCACCCACAGAUCACGCCGCCCUCGUGAAAGUUUUGUUUAAAGCUGCGGCCACUGUCGAUUCCCCUUGAAUCGGCCCCUGCAUGUCAGUGGCGCAACGAGGCUGACAUUUCUUGGGGGAGGGGGGGGGACACUGAAAGCCAAUAAACUGUAGCAUACACAAUGGCUGUGAACACCUCAAGAUAUAAAAUGUGAGUUGCCAACGGUGUUUGCUUGGCCACAGUAAGUGCAUCAGUGGUCUUGUUGUUCACUUUUUAUGAGAAACUGGCGGUAAAAGAACUGUCUAUUUUCUACAUGAAAUGUCAGGGUUUUACAUGUAUGCCUCAUAACAUGGAUAAUCUCAUGCCUGUAGAAUUGUUUUGGAGAACAAUUGUUAAUCAAAUGCCAAUGACAAAGUCUGUAAUAUUUCUGUACAUAUAGACUAAUCCGAUUAGACGCCAUAACUGCGGUAGCACCACACUCACACGCACAUUCUUCAGCUUGACGCGC